Messenger RNA from Camelina sativa (false flax), 776 nucleotides. RefSeq names its product protein COLD-REGULATED 15B, chloroplastic-like. Gene Ontology annotation, biological process: cold acclimation. The record is from RefSeq and is a predicted model, not a curated record. Lineage: Eukaryota; Viridiplantae; Streptophyta; Magnoliopsida; Brassicales; Brassicaceae. Gene Ontology annotation, cellular component: cytosol.
AAUCUCUUUCCUUCGUUUCUGUUUGCUCCUAAAACACACAUUUUACACAUCUUAGAGAUAUGUCGAUCUCCGGAGCUGUGCUUAGUGGGUUGGGUUCUUCUUCGUUCUUGAUCAACGGAGGCAAGAGAAGCAGCGUUGGCGGUGGAGCUAUGAGAGCUGGCCGGAAGAAUGUGAUCACUGCACCUCAGCGCAAGAAGUCGUGGGUCCCGACGGUCGUGAAAGGUUCUAGCAACACUAAUAACGAUCCCAAAUGGCUUGAUAAUGCCUCAGAGAAAGCUUCGGAGUACGUGAAGGAGAAGGGAAGUGAAGUGGGACAAGUGUCUGCUGAAAAGGGACAAGAACUUCAAAAUCAUAUGGAGAGAGCAAAAGACUACAUUUUCGGGAAAGCUGGUGAAGCGAUGGACGCAGUGGCUGAAAAUGCAAAGAGAGCUUCGGAGUUUGUGACGGAUAAAGGCAAAGAGACGAAGGAGGAAGCUGCUUCAAUGACAGAGAACGCCAAAGACUUCAUCGUUGAAAAAGCAGGUGACGUGAAAGAUUCAGCGACGGAUAUGAAAAAUAAAACGGCUAAGUACGUCGGAGAUAAAGCAUCAGAGGCUAAAGAAGCAAUAUUGCCUCCAAAAACUGAUGUAUAGAUUAAUGUGUUGGUAAUUAAAUUACAUGUGCUCAUAUUUCGAGCCCUAAUUAAACAUAUUGAGGCAAUGUAGAAAUUACUAUAUAUGUUUUUAUGUGAUUAUAACUGUUAUUAAUAAAAGGAUUAAAAGAGCGGUUAAUUAUUC